This is a messenger RNA of Salvia splendens (bonfire salvia), 1968 nucleotides long. RefSeq names its product probable disease resistance protein RXW24L. The transcript is spliced from 7 exons. The record is from RefSeq and is a predicted model, not a curated record. NCBI's taxonomy places the organism in Eukaryota, Viridiplantae, Streptophyta, Magnoliopsida, Lamiales, Lamiaceae. Gene Ontology annotation, biological process: defense response to other organism. The coding region runs from base 1 to 1968 and encodes 655 amino acids.
AUGGCAGAGACUCUUGCAAAUGUGUUUCUGGAAACCGUGGGUGAUUUAGUGGUUGAAGAAACAAAGUUUUUGGUUAGUGUGGGCGGUGAUGUUAACAAAGUGAAAGGCGAUUUGGAAAGCAUAGAUGCGUUGUUGAUGAAAGCAGACAAAGAGAGACACGAUUCUCCAAGUCUAAAGAGUUGCAUUUCCCAACUCAAAGAUGUUGAGAAUCUUCUUGAAAAGUACGCCGUUGAAGUUCAAUCCCAUUUCAAAGGUACAUUUGCAUCACGAGUGAGUGUUACAGUGUCCACGAGACGUAUGCUCAUGAGGUUGACCUCAUUUCGUGGGAUGGAGAAAGACAUCGAGGUGAAGGAUGAUAAAAGGCAGCGAAUAGUGAAGAUAUACGGGAUGGGUGGUCUCGGAAAAACCUCCAGUCUUAUGCUCGAGUAUGGCAAGGCAGAGGUUAAAGGCAUGGAAGUUGAUGAAUUGGUGAAUAGAAUUCAGAGUUCAUCACUGGAAAGGAAAUGCGUGAUUGUGAUAGAUGAUAUAUGGGAAGAUGAUCAUUGGGAGAUCAUAAACAAAGCUCUUCCGAUGAAUUGUGUUAAAGACUACAAAAGAGUAAAACAAGUGCUAGAGUUGAGCUAUGAUGCAUUACCAUAUAACUUGAAACCAUGCUUCCUCUUUCUAGCAUGUUUUCCUGAGGAUGAAUUGAUAUCACUAGAGAAAUUGUAUUUAUUAUGGAUGGCGGAAGGCUUCAUUUCACACCAAGAUAGAGGACCUAACGAGACUCUAAGAGAUGUAGCCCAAAGAUAUCUAAGUGAGCUUGCUAUGAGGUGUAUGGUUCAACUACAUGAAGCUGAGAUCUACACUCCGCGUGAUAAGUUUGAUUCGUGUGGGAUUCGUGAUUUAAUGCAUGAUCUCUGCUCUUCUAAAGCUGAAAAUGAAACCUUUCUGAAGCGCAUCGAUGCUUCCAAAUAUCUGAAUGAUUGCGUGUUAGCACUACCUCCAUCCAUUGGCAAUUCCGUAAGCAGAUUAGCCAUCACUCGUGAACACAAUGCGUAUAUAUCAAGUGUAAAGGGGUUAGAGGAAGUUAAAGAUCUUAGAUCCGUCAUGCUUCUUCACAAGAGGGAUUAUUGUUAUGAAUCCAUUAAGUUGAAAGAGAAAGGUUGUAAGUUUGAAGGGGAAAAGUUACCGAGGAAGGUGGGUGAACUGAUUCAUUUAAGGUACUUGAGUUUGAAGUGGUCUAAUGUGAGAAAGCUACCAAAGUGUGAAUGUAGCAUGCCAUACUUGCAAACCUUAGAUUUGCGAGUAUACUUUUUGAAUGUCAUUAGAUUGCGAAAUGUUAUUUGGAAGAUGAAAAAGCUAAAGCAUUUGUUUCUCAAUGAAAUAAAAGUGAUUGGAGGUGAGAAACUAAGAUUAGAUGGGCUAGAUGAGUUGGAGACAUUAGAUGAGAUCAGAAGUGAGACUGCUCGCAUUGCAGAUAUCCCCAAAUUGAUCAGCCUACAGACACUGAGUGUUAAAGUUCGUGAUGAUUGUGAUGCGGAUAACAUGUCAAUUUUGUUGAGCAACAAAAAUAGACAAUUACGUGAGACUUGUCUUGAGGUUGAGUCAUGCGAUUUAAGUUGGGAGAAAGGUAUGGAGUUUUUAAGUGAUGGGUUGACGUCUCCUUCGUUGAUGACAAGGACACUAAUUUGCCAGUCAAAGUCAUUCCCACAACUCAAGGAGCUUCAUCUUUCCUACUUGUCCGCUUUAAAGGAAUGGAAAGUUGAAGAAAGAGCAAUGGUGAAACUUGCUUUCUUGUCGAUCCAUUCGUGCAACAAUUUGAAGAAGGUUCCGGAAGGUUUGAGAUCCAUCUCCACUCUUCGAGAGAUGGUUAUCGGGCAAAUGCCAAUAGAAUUCACUGAGAAAGUAAGAGAACAAGCUUAUUUCCCAUUUGUCAAGAUUGAGAGAUCUCCAUGGGAUUGGGAUAGGGAUAGUUCUCAAGAUUGA